Molecule: messenger RNA, 1527 nt
Organism: Debaryomyces hansenii CBS767
Lineage: Eukaryota; Fungi; Ascomycota; Pichiomycetes; Serinales; Debaryomycetaceae
Gene: QDR1
Product: multidrug transporter
Exons: 1
Coding region: 1-1527 (508 amino acids)
Biological process (GO): transmembrane transport
Molecular function (GO): transmembrane transporter activity
Source: RefSeq, a predicted model, not a curated record
AUGAACAAGGAUAUAGAAAAACAAAUCCCUUCAAAUACGGGAUCUGAGAGGCAUAUUUUGAAAAUUGAUGAGAAUAAGCUGAAUAAAGAGGAAAGCUUAGAAAUAGGGAAGGGCAGAGAGAUACGAUACUCUAUUCUUACCAAAGCAGAGAAGUAUGGGAUAUCAGUACUAUUAAGCUCGAAUGGUAUAUGGUCCAGUGUGUCACUGUCAAUUUUUUUCCCGGCCUUACCGUCUUUGACAAGGGAAUUCGACAUUACUCAAGAUGUAGCGAACUUGUCGAUUGUGGGAUACUUGAUAUUUCAGGGAAUUUCACCUACCAUAUUAGCAUUCUUUUCUGACACUUACGGCAGAAGACCAUGUAUUUUAUUUUGUGUGAUAGGUUACCUUGCAGUAUGCAUAGCUCUUUCGCAGACAAAUGUAUUUUGGUUGAUGGGGGUACUAAGGUGUGCUCAGGCUGCCGCUAUUGCACCUAUGGUUGCAAUAUCUACAGGAUCUGUAGGAGACUUUAGCAAAAUAUCAGAGAGAGGUAAAUUUGUGGGGUUAGUACAAGGAAUUCAACUAGUGGGACAGGGGUUUGGCGCAGUAAUAGGGGCUGCUCUUAUCAAUAGCUAUAGCUGGAGAGGAAUAUUCGUAUUUUUGGCAAUCGGUAGUGGAAGUGUGGCCAUUAUUAGUUUUAUUAUAUUACCAGAAACUAAUAGGGCUAUAGUAGGAAAUAUGUCUGUUCCAGCUAAAAGAAUGAUUAAUAAACUGCCUAUCGCUUCACUCCCCUGCUUCAAAGCGAGAUUGACCAAUGAUACUGAAACUUUGCUUACACGUAAUUUAUCAUUUAGUCUGAUACUUGUACCGUUCAAAAUAAUCAUCAGAAAAGAGGUAUUGGUAGCCUUGAUUCCUGCUGGGUUCCAAUAUACCGUGUGGACGAUGACUCUUACGUCUCUUUCAACAACUCUAGAAACGAAAUACAAGUACUCAAUGAUACACAUUGGAAUAUGUUAUAUUCCUUCUGGUAUUGCAACAGUAAUGGGAUCAAUAGUUGCAGGAAGAGUAUUAGAUUGGAAUUAUAAAAGAAGAAAAACUGCACACGAUGCUAAAUACGCUCAUUUGGACGAUAAUGAAAGACCUAUGUUUAAUAUCAGGAAAGUAAGAUUGGAACUCUGCGUAUUUACCACAGUAUCGUUAAUUUGUUUUUCAAUUAUAUUUGGAUGGUGUUUGCAAUAUAGGGUUAACAUUGCACCAAUAUUAAUAGCGGCAUUUGUAAUUUCGUUCUGCAGUGUCGCACAAUUAUCUGCAAUAACUACCUUACUUGUUGAUAUGUAUCCUGGUCAAGCAUCGGCCCUGACCAGCUGUGUUAACUUUGUCAGAUGUAUCCUAGCUGCGGUUGGUAUUGGUGUUUUGCAGAAUAUGGUUAACGCCAUGGGCGAAGGAGGGACAUACACAUUAAUGGCAGGCUUCUGCUUGAUAGCUGAAGCUGUGCUUUAUUAUACUGCAUAUCUUGCCAGGAAGAAACUGGAAGAGACAAGCAUAAAUUAG